AUGCUUUUUUUUUGUUUUUUUUUUAUUUACACCUUGAUUUUGCAAAAUGUUGUCUUAUCAAAACUAAACUUUCAAAAUGAGCAACUAGCAACAUCCUUUUUCGAGGCUAAUAAAAAUUAUCAUGUAACUAAGGAAGACAUAAUUGAUGGUAUAGAAAAAUGCUGGUUCAACGUGACAAAUUAUCUGAUUAACCAGUCAAUAAAACAAGAAAAAGACUUCAGCAAUGACGUCAAAAUGACCGUAAAUUCCAUGAAGCAGAAACUAGAUCAACUGAUAACUGUUUCCUACUCCAUUAAAAAAAUAGACACGGUAAAUGCAUCAUUUCAAUGGGCCCAAUCACCAGAACAUAUUUUCCUGAAUAUUAAAUUUUCGCACAGAUGGAGCUCUCCAGGUGCCCUAAAAGUGAAAGACGAACAAGUGAUUUCUAAAAAAAACAUUUUUUCCUUUUCUGCCAUGAGUAACGACAGCAAUUCAGUGACCAAAAAAUACAUCGUUGAUCUUACUUUGCUUCAUGACAUAAUCGAAUCGGAGACAAAAUACAAUUUUGCGUCCGUUGGAAAGGUCGUUGUUACUUUGAAAAAGAAGCAGAAACAAAUUUGGAGCCGAUUGUUAUCCUCGAGGGAUAAAAAUCCGAACAUGCAAGUCUGGUGGGACAUGAAGGAAAAAUACCACGACAGCGUUCAGUCAUUUUUAAAAGAAGAGGAAGAAAAAAAAAAAAAAGAAACUAAGAAUGGAAAUAAGGAAACAGAGACCAUACACAAUGACAAAAACGAAAUGAAUGAAAAUGAGUUUGGAGAAAAUAAAGAUGUACAAAACGGAGUACUCAAGGACGACAUGUCAUUGGGUGAAUCAAAAAAAAAGAACUCGAAAUAUAUCAAAGAUGAAGAAUUGUGA
This is a messenger RNA of Plasmodium gonderi, 894 nucleotides long. RefSeq names its product co-chaperone p23. The coding region runs from base 1 to 894 and encodes 297 amino acids. Gene Ontology annotation, cellular component: nucleus; cytosol. Gene Ontology annotation, biological process: chaperone-mediated protein complex assembly; protein folding. The transcript has 7 exons. Gene Ontology annotation, molecular function: protein-folding chaperone binding; Hsp90 protein binding. The record is from RefSeq and is a predicted model, not a curated record. Lineage: Eukaryota; Apicomplexa; Aconoidasida; Haemosporida; Plasmodiidae.